AUGUACCGGACGGGGAGCUCGGGUCGUGUCUCCGACGAGUUUUUCUCGAGCGCGACUAAAACGUCGGCCCAAACAGCUGACGGCGAUCACGAGCAGCAGCAGCUUCUCCCGACGCACAGACCGGAAUCUCACCCGCCCAAAAAGGACAAGAUUCGCUUCAGAUCUGCCGAGACCGCCGUUCACUCCAUCCCUCUGGUGCUCAUCCUCUGCGCCGCCAUCUUGUGGUUUUGCUCUGCACCAGUUGACAUGAGCGACUCCAUUGCUGCCAGAGUGAAGAUUUAG
Messenger RNA from Striga hermonthica, 282 nucleotides. NCBI's taxonomy places the organism in Eukaryota, Viridiplantae, Streptophyta, Magnoliopsida, Lamiales, Orobanchaceae. The record is from the annotation of a GenBank genome assembly.